This is a messenger RNA of Knipowitschia caucasica, 645 nucleotides long. The record is from the annotation of a GenBank genome assembly. Lineage: Eukaryota; Metazoa; Chordata; Actinopteri; Gobiiformes; Gobiidae.
AUGAAGGCUAAGGCAGACUCCCCUGAUCUUCAGCGCUGUUUCUUCCAGCUCAGCGCUUUGGGAAUGGACCCUGUUAUUCUCCUAGGCGGAUUCUCAGCUUUUAACAUACUUUAUCCUUUUCUCUGCACUCCUCGUAUGGUGCUUCUCGAACCAGAGCGCCACACUCUCACAAUUUAUCCCUCUGAGAUCCUGGAGGGGGCACUUUAUCAAGGCUCAGCGGCUCAGGCUGAAAACUACAGAAUUAUUAAGAACCUCCACAUCACCCAUGUAGUAAAUGCCACAGCGAAUAGCUCUGAUGCCUUCCCCAACAUGCUGUGCUACCUGAGGCUGCCCCUGAGCGACGAUGCUCAACAGGACUUGGUGGAUGCACUACCUCUGGCCUCCAGGUUCAUCCAUCAGGCACUGAAGGGAGUGCCGGCAGGCCGGGUGUUGGUGCACUGCAGCAUGGGCAGGAGUCGCAGCUCAGCCCUAACACUAGCCUUCCUCAUGGAGCACAGGCACUGGUCCCUGUUACAUGCCCUCCGCUGGCUAAAGGACAGGAGGGCAUGCACAGCACCUAAUAUAAACUUCCUGCAGCAGCUGCUGACCUAUGAAGAACUGCUGUUUGGUAGAAGACUCACAACACUGGAAGACAUUCGCAGAUAA